Spinacia oleracea (spinach) is the source of this 959-nucleotide messenger RNA. Its product is annotated as protein phosphatase inhibitor 2. Bases 183 to 743 code for a protein of 186 amino acids. Gene Ontology annotation, molecular function: protein phosphatase inhibitor activity. Gene Ontology annotation, biological process: regulation of signal transduction. Lineage: Eukaryota; Viridiplantae; Streptophyta; Magnoliopsida; Caryophyllales; Amaranthaceae. The transcript is spliced from 5 exons. The record is from RefSeq and is a predicted model, not a curated record.
GUCAAUUUUAUCCAGUCGGGUCAACAUUGAAAAUCUAGAAGGGGUCGUGGUUGAAAGCAAAUGUAGAAAAUCACAAAAACAGCAUCGUUCUUUCUUUUUCUCAGUCCUGAAGAUUCAGAGGAAGUUAGCUGCUGGCCUGCUUUGCGUCGCUCACAUUUCAAGAAGAUUACUUCUGUGGAAUAAUGAAAGGACGUGUAAGGUGGGAUGAAACUAACUUGGGGGACAUCGAGAAAAAUAAGCCGGUAAGGCAAAAGAUCACUGAGCCAAAGACGCCAUAUCACCCUAUGAUUGAAGAUGAUGGUUCUCUGUCUCCAAUACGUAGUGCCUUUGAUGAGUGUAUUGAUGAAGCUGAACAUGCCAAAGCUAUACGCCAUGCUUUGAACGAUGUUGCCAAAGAUGUUGCGUCUUCUAGUGGCAAAAAGUCUCCUCGAUCUGGUGGCUGGACCUCGUCAGAGGAUGAAAGAGAUGUUAUGGAGCAGGAUGAUGAAGAUUCUGAUUUGGAGAGGAGUAUGAGUUUCAAAGAGCUCAGACGCGCCCAUUACGACGAGUUUCUGAAAGUGAAGGAGCUUCGACGCAAGGGUUCUUUCUUGGAGGAAGAAUAUGAUGAGAAUGGAAACCACAUCAAGAAUAUUAAUAAUAAUGACUGUUCAUCAUCAUUAAGUCCUGCAGUAAAAGCCAUUGAUAUACAUCAAGGCAACCCAGAUGAAACUGCAACUCAUCCCCCAUCAACAAAUGGAGUUUAGAAAAAAAGCUGCAAAAAUCAGUCAAGUUGAUGAUGCAGUUUUUGGAGUUUGGUUGAAUGUAAUGGUGUUGUAUAUAGAGAUCACCUGAUUUAGUAGCCUACCACAUUUGUAGGAUUUAUGCUGCUUAAUAGAGGAUGAUUUCCUUAAUGUUGAAGUAAUCUUCAUUUGGUUCUUACUUUGUUUUAACUUUUAAUGGUAAAUGACUGCAUUAUUGGA